Molecule: messenger RNA, 1278 nt
Organism: Lichtheimia ornata
Lineage: Eukaryota; Fungi; Mucoromycota; Mucoromycetes; Mucorales; Lichtheimiaceae
Product: trimethyllysine dioxygenase
Exons: 1
Coding region: 1-1278 (425 amino acids)
Biological process (GO): carnitine biosynthetic process
Cellular component (GO): mitochondrion
Molecular function (GO): iron ion binding; trimethyllysine dioxygenase activity
Source: RefSeq, a predicted model, not a curated record
AUGUUUACUCGCCUUCGUCCGAUAUUGACACGACCCCAGCACGCCUGUUUCUCGGUCAGUGCCCAACGUUUUCAUAAGCCAAACGCACGCAAGCAACUUCAGGGCAGUGGCAACGUGCCACAGCGAGCUGGCAUUGCCAAUGACAAGCAAAUCUACCUUGAUUGGAAUUCUCGCAAGACAUCCGUGUACCAUAAUUUCUGGCUACGAGACCAUUGCCAUUGUGACCAGUGCUACCAUGCACAAACACGCCAACGUCUUGUGGAUACAUUUUCUAUUCCUCGUGAUAUUCAACCUGCUGCUGUGGAUAGCACUUCGGAUGGUUUGGUGGUGACUUGGCCUGAUGGACAUCGAUCUGAAUAUGCAUGGGAUUGGCUACACACACACUCUUACAGCCCUGUGAUGCGUACUGCCGAGCCAUUGGAGCAGGCUACACAAAAGCAGCAAUUAUGGGAUGCUGAGAAACUUGCAUCCAAGUUGCCCGUGGUGGAACAUGGUGCUGUCAUGGAAACGGAUGAUGGAUUACGACAAUGGCUCAACAACUUGGAAGUCUAUGGUAUUGGUUUUGUGGAUGGUGUCCCUACCACAUUGGAAGCCACCGAGGCGUUGGCAAGACGUAUCAGCUUUUUGCGUGAGACACAUUACUCCAAGGGAUUAUGGUCUUUCACUGCCGAUUUGGCACAUGCGGACACAGCUUAUACGACAUUGGCUUUGGGUGCUCACACGGACAAUACGUACUUUACAGAACCCGCUGGCAUGCAAAUGUUCCACAAGCUUGAAUUCCAGGGCAAGGGUGGUGAUUCGCUCUUUGUUGAUGGUUUCCACAUUGCUCAUCAACUAAAGACCGAAAACCCGGAAGCGUAUCGUACAUUGGCAUCCACACUUGUCCCCACACACUCCGCUGGUGAUGAAAAUGUCCUCAUUGUUCCCACCCCACGUGCUUAUCCCAUUCUCAACCAUGGCCCUGAUGGUCGUCUUUAUCAAGUGCGUUACAACAAUGAUGACCGCUCCACCUUGGAUCAUCUUAGCUCCACUCAACUUGAAGCCUUUUAUGAUGCUCUCUUCCAUUGGAACAAGUUACUCAAGAAGUCUGAAAACGAGUUUUGGGAACCAUUGGCUCCAGGUCGUGUUGUGCUCUUUGAUAAUUGGCGUGUGCUUCAUGGACGUAGCGGAUUUACAGGCCAUCGUCGUAUUUGCGGUGCUUACUUCCCCUGGGAUGAUUACAAGAGCCGAGCAAGAACAUUGCGUCUCACUUCAGAGGACAAGGAUAGAUUGUUGUAA